AGCAUCGUCGCUCCAGCGGCGUUUUUGAGACUCCCGCUAAGAAGCGCCGAUAGAUGCGAACGGGUUCCUGGUCCGCGUCUUAGACGACGCCCGCGCUUGGCUCGCUAUCCUCUAGUCAAUCGUAUGGCUAAUUUCCUACACUCUCCUCCAGUUAUGUCCUCCACCCCCCUUCAAUUAUGUACUUGUCCUCGACUAUACCAUGUCUUCCAAUAAGCUCAGAAAUACCAGCACGAAGGAAAGCUCAGUUAGUAACCUGGUUGAUGUGUUAUGUUAGAUAGGUGGCCCGCAGUUUUCAACGCCCGGGUUCAGAAGCUCUCCAGUCUUGUGCUUGCGACCCUAAACAAAACCCCCAUGAGCGCGCGUCUCCCCACGAUAAAAGGGAUUUUUAAUAAAGACAGGAAGACCCUUGAAGAAACUCUCGCUGAGUACUUUAUUCAACCUGAGCAUACCCUUGAUGAGGGUAGUGAGUGUGAUAAGGACAAUCCCUCGGAAAUUUCAGCCGUAACCCACCCCAAGGAAGAUAUUAACCCAGAUAUCUCUGUGGCGCCCUAAUAUCCUUCCUGCCGGGUAGAGCGCAACAGCCAUUCCACAUCACGCCUGAACAGGAUCUAUCCCAGAUGCCAUUCUGUCCAAAGUGGACUCCGCCAACAGUAGACUUGGUCAGUGUGGCCACUUCCUGUGCCCGAGCGCCCACAAAGUCAACCCACAACCGGGCCAACGCCCACCAGCUGGUCAUUAUGCGGCCCAAAGUGAGACUACCAUUCUCUGAGCUUGUGGACAAUCAGCGGUUUACGGGGAUCGGAUCUCCCUUUGAUCAUUUGAAUGGGUUACGUUGCUUUGCACGUUUUUUCACUUGGUCCAGGGAAUGUGCGCACCCAGGAUCAGUAUGUCAAGACCGUGCACCUGGGUCCGCCCUUGAUGUACUACGGCGAGCCGAGGUGGCCAAAUGGCCAAAACAAGACUUCAAUGUUUUACUAGACAUUCUACAGCUUGCUUCACCGCUUACACUUCUUAUUCUUUCUAGAGAUUCGACAAUCGUCUUAUAUACCGCCACCAAGCAGCCACUUUAGCAGCUAACAGUUAACUAUUGAUCCAUUAUAUACCACAGCAAAUAAAGCAACACCGGCCCUCUUAUAUUAAUGCGCUGCUUAUUCAGUCACGUGGAAUGAACUUGGCUGAGCCUUGUACACGUUGCCGCACUGUACAGGGUAGAUACCCAUUUCCUGAAUGUCACCAGGCGCCUUUGGCGGAGUAUGUGCCAACUGCAAAUGGCCUGAUCGAGCCAGUCAGUGCUCCGUACGUGAUGAGCUGUGGCAAGACAUUGGACGGAGUCUACCAGCGCCAGCCAGGGACACUGCU
Aspergillus alliaceus is the source of this 1359-nucleotide messenger RNA. RefSeq lists its product as uncharacterized. The transcript has a single exon. Lineage: Eukaryota; Fungi; Ascomycota; Eurotiomycetes; Eurotiales; Aspergillaceae. The record is from RefSeq and is a predicted model, not a curated record. The coding region runs from base 618 to 1070 and encodes 150 amino acids.